Molecule: messenger RNA, 543 nt
Organism: Heterobilharzia americana
Lineage: Eukaryota; Metazoa; Platyhelminthes; Trematoda; Strigeidida; Schistosomatidae
Source: the annotation of a GenBank genome assembly
AUGUUGUUUCAGAACCUUACCAACAGAGGAGCAGUGAGCUACAAUUCUUAUCUCGGAGUUCGCGAUGUAGACUGCAAGAAUAUCGACUUAACGUAUGUGUGUAUAAAUUCUAGUCAACUUAUUGAAAAAGUGACCAAUGCAGUUGCAGCGUUUAUCGAAGCUUUGCACCGUGAUAGCUAUUCAGCUAAUACAAAUGGUGAUGUCCGUGGAGCAAUUAACCUUGAAUUUGUCGUACACAGAAAAGGGGGUUGGUUAGGACCAGAGGCAUCUGUUUGGGAACGAUGGAUUGUAAAUAUCUGUUUAAAAACUAUACAUCCAAACGAGAAAGAAGCUCAUCGUCGUCAACUUAGUAGUCAGUUAAGAGAUGAACUGUGUACCAUCCUUGAACAUUUCAACUCUCCUUCAGUAUAUACUCCAUCAUUAGGUAGUUCACAAGCGGAAACAGAGCAUAUUAUAGACUUCUCUAUGUCUGAUAUAUCACCUUACCGUUUCAGUAUAAGCCAUCUUACUGCUACUGGUCAGAGUCGUUCUGGAACUGAAUGA